Molecule: messenger RNA, 846 nt
Organism: Cylindrotheca closterium
Lineage: Eukaryota; Bacillariophyta; Bacillariophyceae; Bacillariales; Bacillariaceae
Source: the annotation of a GenBank genome assembly
AUGAAGCUUUCCACAGGAAUCAUUUUUGCCUCCAUGGCCUUUGCUUGCGAGGCUUUUGUUCAACCUUCUUCUAUUUCCCAAACCUCCACUAUAAAGAUGGUUGCUGGAGAACCAGCACCACAAGACGAACCCAUUGAUGUUUCAGCAGAGCGAGUGGAGCCGUAUUACGACACUGCCAAUGGCAACGUGAAUGCCUUUUACGAGCCACCCAUGGAGCAACAACAACAACAACAACAACAGCAGCAAUUCUAUGCUCCACCACCACCCAGUCCUCCGCUUCCCACCAAUUCCAAGGCCAUUCCGUUCAUGGCACGGCCACAGGCGUUGGAUGGAUCCCUCGUGGGUGAUGUAGGCUUUGAUCCACUUGGUUUUGCCAAAACAGAGGGAGAUUUGUUGAAUUACAGAGAAGCAGAAAUCAAGCACGCUCGUUUGGCCAUGUUGGCUGCUGCUGGAUGGCCGAUUUCAGAAUUGUGGGAUGCCAAGAUUGCCAGCAAAUUGGCCUUGUCACCGGUGGUCGACGGAAGCUUUCGGGCUCCAUCUGUCCUCAAUGGUGGACUCGCUAAAAUUCCAGCCGCCUACUGGGUAUUUUGCUUCAUCCUUGCUGGGACUGUAGAAGUGAUUGGGGCCAGUGAAAAGAACAAGCCAGGAUACACACCGGGAAAUCUUGGAUUUGAUCCCAUUGGUCUGUACCCCAAGGAUCCUGCUGGACAAGGGCGCAUGCAAUUAGCAGAAUUGAAGAAUGGCCGAUUGGCGAUGAUUGCCAUUGUUGGUUUUGCAGCCCAAGAAUUUGCCACCAAGACUGGAGUUGUCGUCGAAUCUGCUGCCUUUUUUCAGCCAGCGUUUUGA